Messenger RNA from Magnolia sinica, 990 nucleotides. RefSeq names its product NAC domain-containing protein JA2L-like. Bases 189 to 965 code for a protein of 258 amino acids. The record is from RefSeq and is a predicted model, not a curated record. NCBI's taxonomy places the organism in Eukaryota, Viridiplantae, Streptophyta, Magnoliopsida, Magnoliales, Magnoliaceae. Gene Ontology annotation, biological process: regulation of DNA-templated transcription. The transcript is spliced from 3 exons. Gene Ontology annotation, molecular function: DNA binding.
UCCACUCGUUUCUGUCCGAAAGCUGAAAGAGAGAAUCUUCUCUCGCAUUCUGUCUGAAAGCUGAGAGAAAGAUCUGUAAAACAACAAGUCACAGAGAUGGGUGGAGAUGUCAUGAAGCAAAGGAGAUGAGGAAGAAGAAAAAGAAGAAGCCCUUUUAAUCUUACAGCGUUUACAUCUGUUUAUGGACAAUGUCCGAUUCUUUCCGGAGGAGACCGUAUAAGGUUCCAGGAAAUUUCAAGCAUGGCAUCGGCAAUGAGUUAUAUUUCUUCACUCCUAGGAAGUACAAGGAUGUGGGAGGAUCACGGAUAAACCGCUCAGUGAAUGGCGGUUUUUGGAAAACAACUAGUACUGAUAAACAAAUCCAUAUUAAUGGCAAUGACCUCAUCGGAUUUAAGAAGACAUUCGCUUUUUAUGACGGAAAGCAAGGAAAGGCCACAAAAACUGGUUGGAUUAUGCACGAGUAUAGGCUUCCUCCUACCAGCUCAGUUCUGGAUGCACAGAGUUAUGUUGGAAAUAGUAAACAAAAGAUGAUUGAUGAAUUUGUUCUAUGUAGAAUUUAUGAGAGGUGGCCCAGCUCUCAUAAUUUCACUGAUGCUAUGAUCAUUGAAGAAGAUGUCACAAGCAAUGCCCCAUGCUCUUCUUCGGAGGAUAUAACUACAUUGAACAUAGCUACUACCGAAUUAGACAAAGAAACCUUUUCGCUUCCGCCCCAAUUCAUGGAUAGCAUGCUCUUACCUAACAUGUGCAUUGUGGUAGAAGAAGAUAGCUCGGGAGACUUCAUGAACAAACAACCACAAUAUCCAUCACCGCAUCAAUCGGACAUGCUUUUGGGCAAUGAAUUUCAUGACAUGUCCACUGUAGGAGACUUCAAUGAGAUCACAAUGGACGAUCAGGAUCAUAUCUCCACCGAUUUUGAUGGUCCCAUUGGUGGUUCUUUGGAAUUUUUACCGAUGGUGUUAGAAUGAUUACGAUAAACAGUACCUUUUCAUU